This is a messenger RNA of Naumovozyma dairenensis CBS 421, 1341 nucleotides long. RefSeq names its product ANP1/MMN9/VAN1 family protein. Bases 1 to 1341 code for a protein of 446 amino acids. Gene Ontology annotation, cellular component: mannan polymerase complex. Lineage: Eukaryota; Fungi; Ascomycota; Saccharomycetes; Saccharomycetales; Saccharomycetaceae. The transcript has a single exon. Gene Ontology annotation, molecular function: alpha-1,6-mannosyltransferase activity. The record is from RefSeq and is a predicted model, not a curated record. Gene Ontology annotation, biological process: cell wall mannoprotein biosynthetic process; protein N-linked glycosylation.
AUGAAGGCAUCGAUUUCCAUUAAUGGCUACGAAGUUGAUACCCGUAUUCCCUUGAGCAUCUGUGCAAUUUUUUUAUUUCUUAAUAAACUCUUGCACAGUUGGAUAAUAGAUGAAUUUACCAGAAACGAGCACCGAAUUCCAGAUUUCCAGGAUAUUCCCAGUGUGGAAUUUUAUGAUAUGUCCAAUUAUCAAGGCCACAAAGAUGGUUGGAACCAAAAUAAUAGAAUCUUAAUUUGUGUUCCAUUGAAAGAUGCGAGUAAUGCGUUACCUUUAUUUUUCAAAACUUUAGAAAAAAUGACAUAUCCACAUGAAUUAAUUGAUUUAUCCUUUUUAGUUAGUGAUUCCUCUGAUAAUACAAUGUAUAAUCUACUGAAUAUGUUAAAACGAUUACAAAUUGAUGGCGGUACCUCUGGAAAAUUUGGUAACAUUGAGAUUUAUGAAAAGGAUUUUGGCCAAGUUAUCGGACAGGGAUUUUCUGAUAGACACGGAUUUGCUGCUCAGGGUCCAAGAAGGAAGCUAAUGGGGAAAGCACGUAAUUGGUUAAAUACUGUGGCAAUAAAGCCUUAUCAUUCCUGGGUUUACUGGAGGGAUGUUGAUGUAGAAAUAAUACCAGAAACUAUUUUAGAAGAUUUGAUGCAUCACGAUAAGGAUGUUAUUGUGCCUAAUGUUUGGAGACCAUUACCAGAUUGGCUGGGAAAUAUUCAACCAUAUGAUUUGAAUUCAUGGAAGGAAUCAGAAGCUGGACUGGCAUUGUCUAACAGCUUGGGAGAAGAUGCUGUGAUUGUAGAAGGAUAUCCUGAAUAUGCGACAUGGAGAUCACAUUUAGCAUAUAUGAGAGACCCUAAUGGGGAUCCGGAACGUGAGAUGGAAUUAGACGGUGUUGGUGGUGUUUCCAUUUUAUCCAAAGCCAAUGUCUUUAGAUCAGGAUCACAUUUUCCAGCCUUUUCAUUUAAAAAGCAUGCUGAGACAGAGGCAUUUGGGAAAUUAUCCAAGCAUAUGAAUUUUACCGUUAUUGGACUCCCUAAUUAUGUUGUAUGGCACAUUUAUGAACCAUCGAAGGAGGACCUUCAAUAUAUGGCCAAAUUGGAAGAGAAGGAACGUUUAAAGAGAAACGAUCCAGAUGAGAGAGAAAUAUAUGAAGAAAAAUGGGAUGACAAGUUCAAAUAUGAGGUAACUGAUUGGCAAACUGAAAAACGCUCUAUUUUAUUAGAAUCUAAGAUUAAACCUGAAACGGAAAAACCAAUAGAUUGGUCUGACAACAGUGUUGAUGAUGACAAUGUCCCAUUCUUAGAUCUUGAUCUCGGGUCGGAACCUUUUAGAGCAGAUAUAAUGCAUUUAUAA